AUGGUGGCGGCUCUGCCGGUCGAGAUCGUCGACCUCAUCCUUCGCCAAUCCCUUCACAACGAUCAGCAUUAUCCUGCACGCACCUCGUACCUCUCUAAACCCCUUCGCAAAUCUGAAUCGCCUAUUGACGUUCAGCAAGCUGCUACUGUCAGCGCGCUAUCGCGGCGCUACCGAGACGUCUUCCAGCCGCACCUGUAUCGCCAUGUUACCCUCUCCACCGCUCGUGCACUCCAGCGAUUCGCACACACCAUCGCCUCCCGCCCAGAGCUGGGGACAAACGUCCGAUCGCUCUUGAUCCUGUGUGCAGACGAUGCUGAACCCAGUCGCACCAGCACCAGCGGCAGGGAAACUCAGACGGUAGCGGACGAGAUUUUGUCAGCGUGCACUGGAGCGACCCACCUGCUGCUAUCGUGUGACCAGUUCGGGGAGCUUUCAAGGGGGCUCUACAAGCUGUGUCGCCCGACCGACUUGACUCUGGUCAAUGUGACACAGGUGGAUGACUUGUUGGGUCUCAUCACACGCCAUCGCGAUCUCACCGCGGUUACGCUGCAGAACGAUCCUCGCAUCCGCGCCAUCCUAGCCUCCUCCUCUUCCACUUCCAUCACCGCAGCAAGUCAGCUCCUCGACGCUUCCUCGUCGUCAGCGUCGGUACUGACGACAGAGCAGGCAGCGCUCGCACCGCGCGCCGAGCAGCACUCGCUCACGCAUCUACACCUCGUCCACUUUGACGCACGCCUGCUGCACCGCCUCGUGACGCUGUCUUCGCUCACGCAUGUUGUGCUCACACAUCCGCACGUACCGGAGCGCCGCCCGGGUGCGCCUGGGCUCGCGGUGGUGCCACGAUCGCACCUCAUGCUGCUGCUCGCUUCGGGCAAUGUUGCGCGCGUCGUCGUUCGCGCUGACCUCCCGACAUGCAUCAGGAUCAUGGACGAGAUCGCACCCAUAGAUGAUCGCAAGCUUGUCUUUCGUCCGAUACGAUCCGAGGGAGAUGGUCUGGCAUGGCAGCAGCAGCUGCAGCGCAUGCAGGGGAGAGAAGAGAGUGUUGCGCGGCUAGGGAGCGAGAUCAGUGCGCUGUACGAUUCCAUGGCGACGAGCGAGGUGGAUCUGCUCGCCGAGUUUCAUGCCAGACUAGUGCGACCGGCGAGGGGGACGGCGUCGCCAGCGUCGUCGGCGGAAGAACCGGAUACCAGCCGCGGCUCGUCCGGGCGCACGGGUCGGUCGUCGGACAGCUCGGGGCCAGGUACCAGCACCAGCGGCAGCGGUAGCGGCAGUGGCUCGACUGGCUCGGGCGAGGACGAUCUCGCAGAACCACCCGGGCAUUCGCGCCAGCAGCAGCAGCAGCAGCACGACGAUCCAUCCACUGAUGACGAAUCUUACGGGUCGCAACACUCCGACAACCCACCCCCACCAAUACCCACCACCAGCGCCACCGGCGCUACCACUGCGCCACCGCUCAACAUCCCCAUCGAAGAGCUGCUCCGAUCGGAACGCUUCACACCCGCGGGGCUCCCCGGUCCGCGCCCCGCCGCCUCGUCGCACACCAGCAGCGGCACGGGGCAGACCAGCAGCGCCUCGCAUCGUACAAACCCCGCCAGACGCAGAGGCUUUACCUCCAGGACAAGAACAACACUAACGACUACAGCGUUUGCGCUGCGCAAGACGGAUCUCAGAGGCGCAACGCAGCGCAACAUCGAUGUGUGUACCGCGCUGUACGAUGCGCUGCUUGCUGAGGCUGCUGCUGCUGGUGGCAGUGGUGGUGGUGGCGCUGCUGCUGCGCACACGCAGAUGGGCGUCUGGUGA
Sporisorium graminicola is the source of this 1800-nucleotide messenger RNA. RefSeq lists its product as uncharacterized. The transcript has a single exon. The record is from RefSeq and is a predicted model, not a curated record. The coding region runs from base 1 to 1800 and encodes 599 amino acids. NCBI's taxonomy places the organism in Eukaryota, Fungi, Basidiomycota, Ustilaginomycetes, Ustilaginales, Ustilaginaceae.